Molecule: messenger RNA, 3894 nt
Organism: Lipotes vexillifer (Yangtze River dolphin)
Lineage: Eukaryota; Metazoa; Chordata; Mammalia; Artiodactyla; Lipotidae
Gene: TLR7
Product: toll like receptor 7
Exons: 3
Coding region: 249-3401 (1050 amino acids)
Biological process (GO): toll-like receptor 7 signaling pathway; positive regulation of interleukin-6 production; toll-like receptor signaling pathway
Cellular component (GO): plasma membrane
Molecular function (GO): pattern recognition receptor activity; protein binding
Source: RefSeq, a predicted model, not a curated record
ACGCUCCUCCCCCCAACCCCUAACCUUGUCUUUGCACUUGGAAACUCCACAGCUGGCAGCCUGGAGUCUCUGUGACUCUAGGUUUCCUGCAGCCUAUCUCUUCACUUCAGAAGACUCCAGACCUCGAAUCACUCCAUGCAGCCGAGAAAGUUGAUGCUAUUGGGUCCACCUCAGGCUGAUCUUGACACCUCUCAUGCUCUGCUCUCUUCAACCAGACCUCUCUGUUUCAUUUUGGAAGAAGACUAGAAAUGGUGUUUCCAAUGUGGACCUCGAAGAGACAACUUCUCAUCCUUUUUGACAUGAUCCUAAUUUCCGAACUCCUUGGGGCUAGAUGGUUUCCUAAAACUCUGCCCUGUGAUGUCACUCUGGAUGCUCCAAACGCCCAUGUGAUCGUGGACUGCACAGACAAGCAUUUGACAGAAAUUCCUGGAGGUAUUCCCACCAAUGCCACCAACCUCACCCUCACCAUUAACCAUAUAGCGGGUAUCUCUCCAGCAUCCUUCUACCGGCUGGACCACCUGGUAGAGAUCGAUUUCAGAUGCAACUGUGUACCUGUUCGACCGGGGCCAAAAGACAAUGUGUGCACCAGAAGGCUGCAGGUUGAACCCAGCAGCUUUAGUAAACUCACUUAUUUAAAAUCUCUUUACUUGGAUGGAAACCAGCUUCUAGAAAUACCUCAGGAUCUUCCUCCCAGCUUACAGCUGCUGAGCCUUGAGGCCAACAACAUCUUUUCGAUCAUGAAAGAGAACCUAACAGAACUGGCCAACCUAGAAAUGCUCUACCUGGGCCAAAACUGUUACUAUCGCAAUCCUUGUAAUGUUUCGUUUUCCAUUGAAAAAGAUGCUUUUCUAAAUAUGACGAAUUUAAAAUUGCUCUCCCUAAAAGAUAACAAUAUCUCAGCUGUCCCCACUAUUUUGCCACCUUCUUUAACUGAACUCUAUCUUUAUAACAACAUCAUUGCAAAGAUCCAAGAAGAUGAUUUUAAUAACCUCAAUCGACUGCAAGUUCUUGACCUAAGUGGAAAUUGCCCUCGUUGUUAUAACGCUCCGUUUCCUUGCACACCCUGUGAAAAUAAUUCUCCCCUACAGAUCGACCUAAAGGCUUUUGAUGCAUUGACAGAAUUACAAAUUUUACGUCUACACAGUAACUCUCUUCAGUAUGUGCCCCAAAGAUGGUUUAAAAACGUUAACAAACUUAAAGAACUAGAUCUUUCCCAAAACUUCUUGGCCAAAGAAAUUGGGGAUGCCAAAUUUUUGCAUCUUCUCCACAACCUUGUCCAAUUGGAUCUGUCUUUCAAUUAUGAACUUCAGGUCUAUCGUGCAUUUAUGAAUCUGUCAGAUGCAUUUUCUUCACUGAAAAACUUGAAAGUUUUGCGGAUCAAAGGCUAUGUCUUUAAAGAGCUGAGAAGUUCAUACCUCUCCCCAUUACAUAAUCUUUCCAAUCUUGAAGUUCUUGAUCUUGGCACUAACUUUAUAAAAAUUGCCGACCUCAGCAUAUUUAAACAAUUUAAAACAUUGAAAUUCAUAGAUCUCUCAGUGAAUAAAAUAUCACCUUCAGGAGAUUCAAGUGAAGAUGGCUUCUGCUCUAACAUGAGAACUUCUGUAGAAGGUCAUGGGCCCCACGUCCUUGAAGCAUUACAUUAUUUCAGGUAUGAUGAAUUUGCAAGGAGUUGCAGGUCCAAAAGCAAAGAGCCUCCUUCUCUCUUGCCUCUUAAUGAAGAUUGUUACAAGUAUGGGCCGACCUUGGACCUAAGUGGAAAUAAUAUAUUUUUUAUCAAGUCUUCUGAGUUUCAGUAUCUUUCUUUCCUCAAAUGCCUAAACUUAUCAGGAAAUAGCAUUAGCCAAACGCUUAAUGGUAGUGAAUUUCAGCCUUUAGUGGAGUUGAAAUAUUUGGACUUCUCUAACAAUCGGCUUGAUUUACUCUACUCAACGGCAUUUGAGGAGCUACGCAACCUGGAAGUCCUAGAUAUAAGUAGUAACAGCCACUAUUUUCAAUCAGAAGGAAUAACUCACAUGCUAAACUUCACCAAGAACCUAAAGGUUCUGAAGAAACUGAUGAUGAACAACAAUGACAUCGCUACCUCCACCAGCAGGACCAUGGAGAGCGAAUCUCUUAAAAUUCUGGAAUUCAGAGGAAAUCAUUUGGAUAUUUUAUGGAGAGAUGGUGAUAACAGAUACUUAAAACUCUUUAAGAAUCUGCUGAGCUUAGAGGAAUUAGACAUCUCUGAAAAUUCCCUGAGCUUCUUACCUAGUGGAGCUUUUGAUGGUAUGCCUCCAAAUCUGAAGACCCUCUCCCUAGCCAAAAAUGGGCUCAAGUCUUUCAAUUGGGGAAGACUCCAGUACCUGAGGAAUCUAGAAACGUUGGACCUCAGCUACAACCAACUGAAGACUGUCCCUAAGAGAUUAUCCAACUGUUCCCACAGCCUCAAGAAAUUCAUACUUAAGAACAAUCAAAUCAGGCACCUGACAAAGUAUUUUCUACAAGAUGCUUUCCAGUUACGACAUCUGGACCUGAGCUCAAAUAAAAUCCAGGUUAUCCAAAAGACUAGUUUUCCGGAAAACGUCCUCAACAAUCUGAACAUUUUGUUUUUGCAUCACAAUCGGUUUCUGUGCAACUGUGAUGCUGUGUGGUUUGUCUGGUGGGUUAACCAUACAGAGGUGACAAUUCCUUACUUGGCCACAGAUGUGACUUGUAUGGGACCAGGAGCACACAAGGGCCAGAGUGUAGUGUCUCUGGAUCUAUAUACCUGUGAGUUAGAUCUGACUAACUUCAUCCUGUUCUCACUUUCCAUAUCGGCAGCUCUCUUUCUGAUGAUGAUCACAACAGUAAACCAUCUCUAUUUCUGGGAUGUGUGGUAUAGUUACCAUUACUGUAAGGCCAAAAUAAAGGGCUAUCGACGUCUGAUAUCACCAAAUUCUUGCUACGAUGCUUUUAUUGUGUAUGACACUAAAGACCCAGCAGUGACAGAGUGGGUUUUGGAUGAGCUGGUGGCCAAAUUGGAAGACCCAAGAGAGAAAUGUUUUAAUUUAUGUCUCGAGGAAAGGGACUGGUUACCAGGGCAGCCUGUUCUGGAAAAUCUUUCCCAGAGCAUACAGCUUAGCAAAAAGACAGUGUUUGUCAUGACAGACAAGUAUGCAAAGACUGAGAAUUUUAAGAUAGCAUUUUACUUGUCCCAUCAGAGGCUCAUGGAUGAAAAAGUGGACGUAAUUAUCUUGAUAUUCCUUGAGAAGCCCCUUCAGAAGUCCAAGUUUCUCCAGCUCCGGAAGAGGCUCUGUGGGAGUUCUGUGCUUGAGUGGCCAACAAACCCACAGGCUCAUCCGUACUUCUGGCAGUGUCUGAAAAACGCCCUGGCCACAGACAAUCAUGUGACCUACAGUCAGGUGUUCAAAGAGACAGCCUAGCCCUUCUUUGCAAAAUGUGACUGCCUAACUUACCAAGGAGAGGCUCGGCUGCCUAGAUUGGCUCAUCCGUGUCCCACCAAAAGAGUGUUUUAAACUUUCCUAGGCCCUGAGAUUGCCCGUAUUGGAGAGGAGUCACCGAUAUAUGACAAAGGAACUGGAAACUUGGGAUUUAUAUAAGCAUCAAGUCAUCUUUCUUAGCUCUCUCUGUCUCCAUUUGCAGUUGAGUCUCUGCCUUCUGCUCCUGUAUAAAAUACUGUUGGGAGAAGGGUGGCAAGUAGAGGACAUGGCACUUUGAUUCUCCUGGAAUUGUGAUUAUUACAUAAACACACAGUCACUAAAUUGAGAAGAACUGCAUUUCUACCCUUAAGAAGUACUGGUAUGUAUGGAAAUAGGGUAAAAAAAGAAUGCUCAGGGUCUACCUGUAUGACAUUAAAAUGCACCAGAGUUAAUUAGUGGGAAUAAACCAAAAAGGAAAACAGUUAACUCCUCAACC